GUGUAAUAGUUACACAACCUGCACACUUAUAAAACCAAUCCCACGGGUGUAAACUAACAUUUGUGUUCUUCAGUCCUCAGGGUAUAUUCACUUCCUUCUCUCUGUCACGCUUGCUUUCAGACUUUAGGAUUGUUUCCAGCUGUAGAUAACAAGAAGCAGAAUAUUCUGUUCAUUUCAACUGCUCACAAUGGGAGAUCACAGCGUUCCCCGUUUAGCACUCAUAGUCCUUUCUGUUGUCAUGUUCAUCAUCUGCAUCAUAUUCAAUGCACUUGCUGGACCAGGAAAAGGUCCUUUUCAGAACACCACUAGCGCUAUAUCCAAUAACUACAAUACCGAAAUCACUCCCUCGGGAUGGACCUUCUCAAUCUGGGGUGUCAUCUACACCUGGCUGUCCCUCAUGUUUGUUUACAUCGUCUCCACUACCUGCAGGAGGACUACUUAUGGUCCAAUGUACUGCAGUCCUGCUGUGUUGCCAUAUGGAUUCUUCAUCACAUGGAUUGCAAACAUGCUGCUGAAUAUAGGCUGGCUCCUUCUGUGGGACAGAGAGGAGAUGAUUGCUGCACUGAUUUUCCUUGCCUUGAUUGCCUUCACAAACUACGUGGUGAUCAUCUUCACCUGUCAUGCCCUCAAACAAUAUGGAGCCUGGUUAAAGAAAUAUCACAAAGUAGACCUCUGGUGCAUUCGGAUAUUGGUUCAGAAUGGCAUUGCAACAUACACAACAUGGACAACUAUCGCCACUUUGAUCAACUUCACUGUUGUGCUGAGAUAUGAUGCUGGAAUGACCCAAUCAGAUGCAGCAACUGUCUCUCUCUCUAUUCUUUUGGGUGUAGCUAUUUCUUGGUUUAUUCUUGAGAACUUUGUGUUUGAAAAGCACCUGAGAUACAUUCUGACAGUCUACCCUGUUGUCAUUGUGGCUUUGAGCGGAAACAUGACAAAGAACUUUAACUCCGCGGAUCCAAGUCGUAAUGGCAUUUACAUAGCUGUGUUACUGGGGUUGGCUUGUACGCUAUUUGCGAUCAAAGUCUUGCUGGUUAUAUGGAGGCAUAUUAAACAUCCUCUCUACAUGAAUACAGACGAGGUCAUGUCACCGAUGGAAAUCGCUGAAAAGCAAAAGAAGGUCUUCGCUUAAACGGAACUGUUCUUAUAAUUGAAUUUUAUAUUUGUAAUCAUACUAUAAUAUGCUUUUUUAUUAAUGGUAUUUUUUUUUUUUUAAUUGUUCAAAUGUGUACAUUGUUUAUAUGUACUUUUGAUAAAUAUUAAAAAAUAAUAUAAGAAAGCUUGUGUAACUGAGUUACACAAAAUGAAUUGCUCUUAUCAGGGCAGGGGGCGUCCUAGCUGAAUAUCUGUACAAUGACCAUGAUCUGUGCACUGUUAUGUACAUUUUUCUGCAGCAAUAAAAUCAUAAAAGUCACCUGAGAAUCAUAGUAAAGUUUUAGAGGGGAGGUCAAGAGGCUGAUGGCUUGAUCCCAACUAUAGGUUGACUGAAGAUGAGUUAUUAUGAGCACAGUACUGUAUUAUCAAAUGAAGGAGUUGUGUAUUGCUCUGUGUAAAAACAGUUUGCAUUGUAUUGUCUAAUAACUCAAGUGGUUACAGGUGACAUCUGUAUAAAAAUAUUGCUAUUGUUGAUGAAUAAAAAAAAUUAUAGAAAAA
Messenger RNA from Megalobrama amblycephala (Wuchang bream), 1650 nucleotides. RefSeq lists its product as uncharacterized. The transcript has 8 exons. Lineage: Eukaryota; Metazoa; Chordata; Actinopteri; Cypriniformes; Xenocyprididae. Bases 188 to 1129 code for a protein of 313 amino acids. The record is from RefSeq and is a predicted model, not a curated record.